AUGCCGUCGAUAGUGUAUUAUAUUAACGAAUCCUCUACCCAACAAGGCGGAGUCAUGUUCAUGCUGGACCAAGAUGACAACAUUGGCGGUGGCCUCAUCGCCGACGAACCUGGCGUCUGCAAGACCGCAGAGAUCGUGGCACACAUCUUGUCCCGCCCUUUUGUCCAGAUGUACACCAUCCCAGAAGAGCAUCGCUCACCAGAUCAGCCCAUUUUCGUCAUCACAACAAACAAAGAAGACACGUAUACGAGGCUGCAUAACCUGUUUGGAUGA
This is a messenger RNA of Zasmidium cellare ATCC 36951, 273 nucleotides long. RefSeq lists its product as uncharacterized. The coding region runs from base 1 to 273 and encodes 90 amino acids. Lineage: Eukaryota; Fungi; Ascomycota; Dothideomycetes; Mycosphaerellales; Mycosphaerellaceae. Gene Ontology annotation, molecular function: ATP binding; ATP-dependent chromatin remodeler activity. The record is from RefSeq and is a predicted model, not a curated record. The transcript is spliced from 2 exons.